AUGAAAAGAAGAUCGAAGUCACACUCUGUGCCAGGCCAAAAAUACAGUAUUGGUGCAGCAAUCCUUAUCCAGAAAUGGUAUCGACGAUAUCAAGCUCGUUUAGAGGCACACAGACGAUGUACAUGGAUGAUAUAUCAAACCUUGGAAUAUGCAGGGGAGCAAAAUCAUCUCAAGCUUUACAACCUCUACAGGGAUCUUUUGAUGAGCAAGGAAGUUCAGGCACCGGAGUACAGUAACACCGUGGAUACUAACUUGGCGGAUAAGGAGAGUUCAAAUGUGACAAGUGACGACGCAUUGCAAGGAAAGGCCUCAGAGCUGUGGCAAGAUUACUGGGUACCGGACGUUCCAUCAAGUUACUCUGGACCGGUGAUUAGAUUCCCCCUAGAUGCACAACAACUUGUCGAUUUGUUGGAUGCCUUCGGACAACACAAACGGAUACAUUGCUACUACCUCUACCAGUUGAUGAACGAGGCUCGAAAGUUGCUUGCAUCUCGGCCAAAUAUUCAAAAAGCCAGUACUUCCAUUUCCAGACAAAUCACCGUUGUUGGAGAUUUACAUGGCCAGUUCGGUGAUCUUCGGACCAUACUACACAAGAGAGGGGGGGGGGGGGGGGGGGGCGGGGGGGGGCAGGGGGGGGGGGGGGGGGGGGGGGGGGGGGGGGGGGGGGGGGGGGUGGGGACGAUGAGCCUUUGGUACUAG
Molecule: messenger RNA, 699 nt
Organism: Dicrocoelium dendriticum
Lineage: Eukaryota; Metazoa; Platyhelminthes; Trematoda; Plagiorchiida; Dicrocoeliidae
Source: the annotation of a GenBank genome assembly